UGGACGACAUGGUCUAUCAGUGCUGCAAUCAGAACUCCUCCAUUUGUGUGCUUAAUGCCAGCUAUAAUGCAUAUGGGGACUUGGGCACAUAUGCGGCAACAAAGCGUGAAAUAAAUGGCAGCCAGGGCCGAGCAGCGGGAGGAGCGCCAGCGAAUCCAAUUGAGGCAACUUGCUCCACGAGUGCUGCGGGUGUGGGUGUGCAGCAUAAAUUCAAAACUUUUGGCAGUGCCACAACAGCGGCAGGGAGAACGGCCACGAGAACGGGAACUGGUGGAGGAUGCGCUUCAAACUACGUAAAUCCUGUCGCUACAUCAAUGUCAACCACAAUGUGUUCACCGGCAGCAACGGCCCUGCAAAAACUGUUCAAUUGCAGUGUCGGCAAUGCCUGCCAAAAUGUCACCCACACUCACAACAACAUCCACAACAACAACACUAUCCACGAGAGCGGCCAUAACAAUGGCUGCCUGUCAGCAACUGGAGGAAGCCUGUGCGAAUUCGCGCUCGAGAGCACAUCGGUAGCGGUGGCGGUGGCAAGUGCAAAGGGUGUAUGCCCCCCAGCAGGUGCUCACCCCCCAGCCACCCAGCCGCUGCUGGCCAAGAAGAAAUGCACCAAUGUCAAAUCAACGCUUAUUGCCAAGAAGACAAAGUUUCUCAAAUUUCUCGAAGAAGAAAAAUGGCGGAGCGCUGCAACAGCAGCCGCCUCAGUAGCGGGGGAUGACGGAGGAGAAGACAUCGGCAAUGAGGCGGAGCCCAGCUCAGAGGCCAGCACGUUGACAGCAUCAUCAUUUGUGGGCCACUCAGGCGUGCAAGGGCGGAACAACAAUGGCAGGCACUUGAAAAAUCAGAGUAACAGUCAGGAAGCUGGACCAGCCCCAACCAGAGCUGGAGGCGGAGGUGGAACUGGGACCGGGGCUGGCGCUGGGGCUGGGGCCCGCCAGCAGAAUAAAUUGAACAAUUGGAGCAUGCAUAAUGAGGACAACAACAAACUGACCAACUACCCGCAGCUGGAGCAGCAGGAGCAGGGGGAGCAGCAAAAGCAGCAGCAACAUCAGAGUUCCAUGAAGAAGCAAACGCAAGCCAAAUCAAGUUACGAACUCUACCAGGAGGCAGCCGACAUUUUGUGCCUCAGUUGCAGCCUCUGUGAUAACUGCCGCUGCCUGGACUGUCAGAGCGGCUAUUUUGAUUGCGAUGACGACGACGAGAGCUACUCGGAGCAGUCGCUGAAGGACGAUGAGUACGAGGACUACGACUACAGCGUGGAGGAGCUGCAGAUGCUGUUUGCCAGGGAACAUCAAUUGCGACAGGGGCCCGAGCAGAACUGCCACCUGCCCUAGAACGAAUCCCAAGGCACAGCAGCAGCCCACCCAGAGCCAGAGUCCGUCGGGGUGUCCGGACACCAUCGUGUGGCCAUCGAUUUUGAUUUAAUUAACGCCACUUGCAGCCAAGUGUUGCAAAAUUGUGGAACAUUCAACGAUUUGAGUUUGCUGGAUGCCGCCGGGACCGAGCGUCC
This is a messenger RNA of Drosophila miranda, 1510 nucleotides long. RefSeq lists its product as uncharacterized. Bases 9 to 1334 code for a protein of 441 amino acids. The record is from RefSeq and is a predicted model, not a curated record. The transcript has 5 exons. Lineage: Eukaryota; Metazoa; Arthropoda; Insecta; Diptera; Drosophilidae.